Molecule: messenger RNA, 2509 nt
Organism: Siniperca chuatsi (mandarin fish)
Lineage: Eukaryota; Metazoa; Chordata; Actinopteri; Centrarchiformes; Sinipercidae
Gene: prelid3a
Product: PRELI domain containing 3A
Exons: 6
Coding region: 348-872 (174 amino acids)
Biological process (GO): phospholipid transport
Cellular component (GO): mitochondrial intermembrane space
Molecular function (GO): phosphatidic acid transfer activity
Source: RefSeq, a predicted model, not a curated record
UCUCACACUGUCUGACUUGACGCUUGGUGCCUCCGUUGUUGCACCGGCUUUUCUCUUGUCCUUUACUGCACGAGCCAUUUGUUACUGUCUAUAAAUUACGUGUUUUCUUCGUGUGUCUCCUGUGACACGGGGAUCAGCAGAGCGUGGUGUGCAGUCUUCACGCAGGGUUGCUUUGCGAAGAAGAUGCGCUCUCUGGACUCACUUCAUUGAUGGUCGUGAGCUUCCAUCAUAGGCCCUAUUCUCCGAUUACUGGAGCUAGUUCCUCAUAUGAAAAUGGUCCGGUGAAAUAUAGUUUCGGAUCACGGAGGGGUAUUUUCAGGGAUAAGGUCAAGACUACCUUUUGAAAAAUGAAGAUUUGGAGCACGGAACAUGUUUUCAGUUACCCAUGGGAGACGGUGAUCAAGGCUGCCAUGAGGAAGUACCCAAAUCCUAUGAACCCUAACGUGGUCGGGGUGGACGUGCUGGAUCGCAGUCUGGAUGAAGUGGGGCGCCUGCACAGUCACAGACUCCUCAGCACAGAGUGGGGCCUCCCGGGCAUUGUGCGAGCGAUUCUGGGAACCAGCCAUACGCAGACAUAUGUGAAGGAACAUUCCAUAGUCGACCCAGAGAAGAAAAAGAUGGAGCUGUGCUCAACAAAUAUUACUCUCACCAACCUGAUUUCAGUGGAUGAGAGGCUUCUUUACAGACCACACCCAGACAACCCUGAGGUUACCAUCCUGACCCAGGAGGCCAUCAUUACAGUCAAGGGAGUGAGUCUAAGUAGUUACCUGGAGGGGAUGAUGGCUAGGAGAAUGUCAGCUAACGCCAGGAAGGGUUGGGAUGCUAUUGAGUGGAUUAUUCAGAACUCUGAAAGAGAGAACGUACCAUUGUGACAUUUACUAACUCUGGUAACUCUUCUCUUUCCUUUCCUUUGCACCUUUGUCUUUAAGUCUUACCAGAUUGUUAUAAGCAUGCCACUCCUUUUUUUUCCUUGCUCAAAACCACAAAAAUCAAAAGUCUUAUUUUUGUGUAUGCAUGUGUCACAUAAUGCUCAGUGGUCAUUUGUUUGCAGACACAGAACUGCAGUUAUACAGUGAUGACCACUUUCUCUGGCUUCACCACAAUAAACUACUGGGGAUCCUCAGCAUCUCAGGAUUCUCUGCAGUUGGUACUUAUACCGUCUGGGAGGUUUUGUGGAUGUUCACCCCACACCGCAUCUCUCACCUCUGGAACGCAUGCGCUGGGAGUUCAGACAGACAGUGAAAUGGUGCCAAAGCUGAAUGGUUAUCAACGUGUGUUAGAGUUGGAUUUAAGGGGUGUUGCUCCAAGUCUGGUAGGUGUGGCUCAAUGCUAACUCAGUACUCAAUAACCCAUUAACAACUAUUCUAAUUAAGGCAGGUGAGGAGAACAUGACAGUUUCCUUCCGUGAGUUAAACAAGCUCUCUAAAUAAAAAGAAGGGUGCUGCUGUCAAGGAGUUGCAUAAACAUCAUGAGCCUACCAGACUUAACUGGUUUGAAUAUAAUGAUCAUACCCCACAUUUCCUUUGCUCUCAUGUCUUAUCUUAGCAUACUGUGGAAGAGAUGCAGAAGAGGGAUGCAGGAGGCAUACGCACACAACUUUUUAGAAAGCAAUGUAAAGACAAUAUGCAACAAACUUCAUAACUUUUAUUUGAAGUUAUGUAACUCUUCUGUAAUGUCAAACACUGGUGACUCCUAUAGCAGGAGUUCAAAUCAGAAAGUUGUUACUGGUGCUUAUUAUGUGUUUCAAGAGGCACAAACUGUAGAUGAUAUGUUUGCAUGAUAGUAGUAAAAAAAGGGGGGGGGUUAUUAAAGAAAAUAGUGUGGUAGCUAGCUAGCCAGGUAGCUAGAUAUAAAAUUGCUAAUGCAGCUUUAGAUAGAUAGGAAUUCAAAGAAAUUCUAAUGUUUUUCUCAGAAAAAAAGAUAGGAAUGUACUAUUAACAUUGCCACAGUACAGUAGCACCUUUUUGAUGUAAAACUGAUGGGUAAUAUUGCCUUAAACCAGCAGAUUUGUAACUGGGUUAAUGAGGAAUAUGAGGAUGAUAUAUUCAGCUUUUGUGAUCAGUAUAGUAAAAAGAUAGAUUGACUCUCUCUGUGGGCAGCAUUACCUAUUUAUAUGGCCUUAAAAUGAUGCCUGUGUAUUAUUGCUAUCAUUCAUGCCUUUGCCAGUCUCACACAUCAUGCUGUCAAAUGUUGACCUACUCUGUAAAAGUUACCUGUACACCCUGAGGAGCGGUGCAGUACUGUAUGUACAAUGCUGCAGUGGGAGACGCACACAAUUACAAUGACAUGUGCUAAAUCAUAUUUGUUGGUAAAAAUUAAUAUUUACAUAACAUUUGUAUAAAUAUUAUUUAUUUAAAAACAUUGUGUAACCAGCAUUGAAUUAUUACAUUGUUUACACUGUCAGAGCAUCAUGCAAAAAUUUGUUUUUUUAAUUUGCUAUUUUAAUUUUGUUUCAACUUCAACCAUUGUCCUACUGCAACAAUUAAAACAACUGUUUGAGAAAAUUACA